GCCUAUUUUAAAUCUGAAAUGCUUUCAGAAAUUCAUCAGUCACUAAAUAGUGUAGAUAAAUUGCGCAUUUUAGUUGCCAAAGCAUAUAAAAAUAUGCAUCCUUAUGGACAAGGCAUUUUAGGUGUUCUUCAUGCAGCAAAAAAUAGUCAUUCUGAAAUAAAAGACUAUGUACAUCGUAUAG
Messenger RNA from Racocetra persica, 181 nucleotides. The record is from the annotation of a GenBank genome assembly. Lineage: Eukaryota; Fungi; Glomeromycota; Glomeromycetes; Diversisporales; Gigasporaceae.